Molecule: messenger RNA, 3960 nt
Organism: Scaptodrosophila lebanonensis
Lineage: Eukaryota; Metazoa; Arthropoda; Insecta; Diptera; Drosophilidae
Exons: 5
Coding region: 1-3960 (1319 amino acids)
Biological process (GO): DNA integration
Molecular function (GO): nucleic acid binding
Source: RefSeq, a predicted model, not a curated record
AUGGCUCGUCUUGGCCAGAUUUCUCCGGAGCUCCUCGGCGACGCUCCAACUGCAGACACAGACUACAUUUCCGAGGGCUCCGGCGAUGAGCAAGCCCAAGUCUUACAGGCCGAGUGCAGCGUCUACUUGGAGCAGCAGCAAGAACCGAGCGUCGUCUGCCAGCCGCAGCAUGACAACCAAGAUGGCGUGACCACGGCGUCGCAUGACCUUCUAGAAAUUAUAAAGAAUUUGCAAGCAGAAGUAAAUGCGAACAAAAUGUUGCUGUUACAAUUUCGAACGGAGGCAGGCAAAAAUAUGACGCGUCAAGCGGCGAGCCAUAGCAACGCCAGCAACAUCCAAAGGGACGGCAUAGCAAGCAACGACGACGCCAGUAACGUUGACAUGCGCAUAGAAUAUCAUAGAGUACGCAAACGAGAGGAACUCUCGCACAAAGCGCUCAGUUCUACAGUAAUUGAGUCAAACGAUCAACUAACUGUACUUUUGGAGUACAUAAAAGUCGAAGUCGAAGCAUUAGAGAAAGCGCAACUGUCCGAAGUUGGAAAUAGGGAUAAGAGAGAACGAGACGGCAAGGAAACCAAAAUCACGCGAGCAGCUGGCAAUGCGACGGCAGUAGGGCUAUAUGCUGUCGAACAAGCGAAACAAAAACAAUGCAUAUUUUGCAAACGUACGAAUCACGACACGAAGGAGUGUAAAGAUAAGACAGUAGGCAUUGAGUUGCGAAAAAAGAUAUUGCGUAGUAAGGGAAGCUGUUUCAGCGGGCGGCACAUUACAGCUAUGUGCGAUGGCAAGGCAAAUCAGAAACAAGGCGGUGAACAAGAACAACACACAGAGACGGCGACACUCAGUACAAUGGUGCAUCGCGUAAACAAUGAGAUUUAUUUACAAACAGCCAAGGCGGUUCUUAUAAGUGGUGAAAUAAAGGUGUUGUCCCGGAUUAUAAUGGAUAACGGGAGCCAAUGCACCUACGUGACGGAACGUUUAGCAAAACAUUUAAAGUUGCCGGUCGUAGGUACGGAAAGAACUAGAAUCGUCGCAUUCGGCCAAACUGAUAAACAAUCACGGGCCACACAAUUCAAACGCACAAUUAUUAAUGUAAAGAGUCAGUACUCGGAUGAAACCGUGGAGAUUUAUGCAACUAUAGUGCCGAACAUAUGCGAAGAUGUAUUGCCUGUGCCGCGUUUAAAUAAACAAUCGAACAAAAAUAUGGCUGAAAGCAUUGUAGCCCAAGAAAAGCUAAUUCCAGGCAUUAAUUUACUGAUUGGUCAAGACAACUACUGGAAAUUUAAUAACAAUAAUCGUGAACUAUUAGCAGGAAACUUAGUCGCAGUAGAAACUUUCUUCGGUUGGACAAUACAAGGUCAUUAUGGGGAAGGUCAAGGCGAAUCAAGGUGCGUUUUAAAUAUUCUGGAGCAUCGCGAAGCAUUCGACAUUGAGCAAUUUUGGAAUUUGGAGAGUAUUGGCAUAUCGUCGUACUCCGAACCGCAAGCUGCAGUACAGGCAGCCGAAAUACGCCAUAUAGACGGGCGUUACUCAGUGCUCUUACCAUGGAAGCUUCCAAAGGACAAUUUGCAUGACAACAAACAAAAUGCAAAGAAUCGGCUAAGCAGUUUGGGCAAUAAAUUGCUCAAAAAUUCUGAUAAAUUAGAGGAAUACGAUGCUGGCAUCAGAGAGCUAUUGAGUAGUGGCGUGGCUGAAGCAGCGCCUGUUUUGGGUGAAACCCAGAAGGCAUACUAUAUGCCCCAUCAUCCGGUCUAUCGGCUCGACAAAGCGACAACUAAGGUGCGCAUUGUUUUCGAUGCCUCAGCCAGCGAACAUGGAGCUUCUUCAUUGAAUGAUCAUCUUAGCCCAGGUAUCAAUUUAUUAACAGAUUUAACUGCUGUUUUAAUAAGAUUUCGUUGCCAUAGAAUUGCUAUCGUUGCGGAUAUCGAAAAGGCGUUUCUGCAAAUAUCUAUAGAUGAAUCCGAUCGUGAUUACCACCGGUUCUUUUGGUAUGCAUCAGUAGCAUCUAUUGGCACACUAUAUCCGAAAAUUGCGGAGUAUCGAAUGACACGUGUUACAUUUGGAGUAACAUGCAGCCCAUUUUUAUUGACGUCAACAAUUCAGCAGCACUUGCAAAUGCAGGAUCCGGCGCAUGCAGCCAUAUGCCAGAAACUGCAAGACUCAUUUUAUGUUGACGACUUGGUAACCAGCGUGGCUACAUUAAGGGAUGCAGAGGAUCUUUACUACCAAUCAAAGAUCAUCAUGCAAGGCGCAAGCUUUAACUUGCGAAAAUGGAACUCUAACGAUGCAGAACUGAAAAGGAAAUUUAAAGAAACUGAUGUAAAUUUAGCAAGAGUUCAAAAGGUGCUUGGAGUCCAAUGGGACACUAUAACUGACGAAUUGAGCGUAGACAUAAAACCGAUCAUAACGUAUGUUCAGAGUCUACGUCCAACAAAACGCAACGUAUUACGAGCUAUGGCCAGAAUUUAUGAUCCAUUGGGCAUUCUCGGUCCAUUUACAAUAAACAUAAAAAUUUUACUCCAAAAGAUAUGGAAGGAGCAUCUAGAAUGGGAUGCAACACUCAGCACGAGACUAUCAGACGAGUUUAUGGCCUGGCGAGAGGAUAUGGCAUUGCUUGAAGACUUUUCCCUGCAGCGGUGUAUGGUGUCGGGGAAUAUGGCUGACCUAGAACUGCACAUUUUCGCUGACGCAAGCCCUGCUGCUUAUGGAGCCGUCGCUUACUUAAGAGAAGUGGGGAUGAAUGGCGAAAUACAAAUAAAAUUUGUUUGCUCAAAAAAUAGAGUAAGCCCAAUCAAAGAGAGUAGUGGAGCCACCUUACCGAAACUUGAACUUACGGCAGCAGUGGUGGCCUCUAGACUUGCUCAAUAUCUAAAGAAGGAGCUAAAGCUCGGCGUCUCUUCGACCUACAUGUGGUCGGACUCAAGCAUUGUGCUAAACUGGAUUUCAGGAUGCGGGCAGCCAAUGUCUUCAAUUAAAUCAAAGGUGGCCGAAAUAAACAAACUCACAAAUAUAUACGAGUGGCGACAUUGUCAAGGAAAUUGCAACCCAGCUGAUCUUCUGACACGCGGUAUAACAGCUAAAAGGCUCCUAGGAUCAGAACUUUGGAAGCGAGGCCCAAAAUGGCUUGAAUUGACAAUCCACGAAUGGCCAACCAUAAAUACAAUUUUAAACUGUCGGCGCCAGCUGAUCAAGAACGUACUGGGCAGGUGUGUGGUGUGCAGACGGCUACAUGGCAAGAGCGCAUCCGAACCUUGGACAACUCUACCAACGAAUCGAUUGACUACAAGCAAGGCAUUCGAAACAACAGGACUGGAUUUUGCUGGUCCGCUUUAUAUAGCAACAGAAGAGGGACCAAGCAACCGUAAAGUCUACAUUAUGCUAUUUACUUGCGCUGCUAUACGCGGUGUACAUUUGGAGCUGGUAGCGGAUAUGACUGUCGAAAGCUGCAUAGGUGCGCUUCGUAAAUUUGUAGCAAGGCGAGGACCGGUCAAAACUAUAAUAUCCGACAAUGCAAAGACGUUCAAAAGAGCCAGCCUGGAACUGCAGAAACUGGAGAAGUUGAUGGAAAACAGCAAGAUUCAACAAUAUGCGGCCAAUGGAGGUAUAAAUUGGCAGUUUAUCCCAGAACGAGCAGCCUGGUGGGGCGGAUUCUGGGAAAGACUUGUGCGCACUGUAAAAGGCUGCCUAAGAGCUGCCAUUGGAAAAGCUAGCCUUAGCAAAACAAACUUGGAGAUACUGCUCACCGAAGUGGAAUGCGUAGUUAACCAAAGACCUCUUACGUACAUCACCACUGACUCUAACGAUUUAGAGCCUCUCACACCAGCUCACUUUAUGGGAGAGGCCAAACUACUAGGUGGUGAAGGCUUCACGACAGAUGGAAGCAAUUUGGCGCAAAUGUGGCGCCACAGAACCAAUUUGAUGCAGCGCUACAUAAAGCGUCAAAACCGAGUCGAAGCUUAA